AGUUACUGUUUGAUUCAAAGAGUCUUAAAGACAGGUCUCCGUAUUAGACCUUGUAAUACGCUUACCUAGAUCUGAGAAGGACUUUCAGGAUAGAACAUGAUUCCAUGUGGAUGGCUCAUGAACAAAAAUGAGAAACACGACGAUAAACUGGUAAUGUUCACCAAUCAAUCUGAAGAUUCUGAAAGAUGUGAAAGCAUGGAGCUGGACAAAAAAAUCCAGGAUCUGAUUGAGAGAAAUGCGUCUCCUCAUCCAAAACGGUUCACCCCAGAGGCCAUGCCAACUCACAGAAAUCUAUGUUCUCUGAAGCCACUUCCUGUUACUAAAGAAAUUCUUCAGCAGAAGAAUUUGCUGGCACUUUCCACUUUAAAGUGUCCAGGCAGCUGUGACUACAAGAAGACUCCAGGAAAAACAGCUUCCAUGGCACAUUUUGUACAGGGCACAUCUAGAAUGAUUGCCGCAGAAAGUUCUACGGAGCAUAAAGAGUGUGCUGAACCAUCAACAAGAAAGAACUUGAUGAAUUCUCUUGAACAAAAGAUAAGGUGUUUGGAAAAACAAAGAAAAGAGCUCCUGGAAGUUAACCAGCAAUGGGAUCAGCAAUUUAGAAGUAUGAAAGAGUUAUAUGAAAGAAAGGUAGCAGAGCUGAAGACGAAACUGGACGCCGCGGAAAGAUUCCUCAGCACGCGGGAGAAGGAUCCGCAUCAGAGGCAGAGAAAGGACGACAGGCAGAGAGAGGACGACAGGCAGCGCGACCUGACCCGGGACCGGCUGCAGCGGGAGGAGAAGGAAAAGGAACGCCUAAAUGAAGAAUUACAUGAAUUGAAAGAAGAGAAUAAACUUUUAAAGGGAAAAAAUACUCUUGCGAACAAGGAAAAGGAACAUUACGAAUGUGAAAUAAAACGCCUCAAUAAGGCUCUUCAGGAUGCCUUGAAUAUCAAGUGUUCAUUUUCCGAGGACUGUUUGAGGAAGUCUCGAGUGGAAUUCUGCCAUGAGGAGAUGAGAACAGAAAUGGAAGUUCUGAAGCAGCAGGUGCAAAUAUACGAAGAAGACUUCAAAAAGGAACGAUCGGAUCGAGAGAGACUUAAUCAAGAGAAAGAGGAGCUACAGCAAAUUAAUGAAACUUCCCAAUCCCAGUUGAACAGGCUGAAUUCCCAGAUAAAAGCUUGUCAGAUGGAGAAAGAAAAACUAGAAAAGCAAUUAAAACAGAUGUAUUGCCCACCCUGUAACUGCGGCUUGGUUUUCCACCUGCAAGAUCCAUGGGUACCAACAGGCCCUGGAGCUGUGCAGAAGCAACGGGAGCACCCACCAGACUAUCAGUGGUAUGCUCUUGACCAGCUUCCGCCAGAUGUACAACACAAGGCAAAUGGUUUAUCCUCAGUAAAGAAAGUCCAUCCGUAGAAGUACACACUAACAGAGAGAGACAACAGGCAACGAGGGAGCGUGGCUGAGGACCCUCUUCUUUGUUUAUACUGAGGCUUGUUUCUGCCACAAAGGCACAUCAUCUACCCUGUUAUUUGUGCCUGGUCAUGUUUUCCUUUGGUAUGAAUACAGGAAAAGGCUUCUGACAGCUAAGAUCCUGAUCAAAUUGGAGGAGCCAGUUAUUAUACAACCAAAUACAACUUCCAGUUUCCUUGAAAUGAGACUUGGCAGAUGGAUGAUGCACGACUCCCUGAAAAUCUCUUCAGCAUAUUGCUGUUGGAUGCACAAAAAUGAUUCUAUGAUUUAGGCAACUCAGUGUUUGCUGCAGGGAUAUUGUAUGUUGAUUUAAAGUGCAUAUGUGUGUGUGUGUGUGUGUGUGUGUGUGUGUGUGUGUGUUUCCUGGGGUAAAAAUUUCUGCAGUUGUAAACGUUUAACAUUGCUCCCAUUCUUCUUCCACAGGGCCUUAGUUCUUUAGCUAUUUGACUACAUAUUGUUGACCUCAGUGAUCCUAAACGUAGAAUUGAAGAGGUGUAUAUACCUCAUUAAAUUAAAUAAGUGGUUCAAUCUGAAUAAGAUGGUUAAUUGGAAGCUAUUCCUUAGACAGAUCAUUUCUUUAAGAUGAUGAGAAAUUGUGCGCCUGCAUCACAAGACUUGAUUAUGAAAGAUAAAGUCUUGGGCUGGGUGCAGUGGCUCAUGCCUAUAAUCCCAGCACUUUGGGAGGCUGAGGCAGGUGGAUUGCUUUGAGGCCAGGAGUUCUAGACCAGCCUGGCCAGCAUGGUGAAACCCCAUCUCUACUAUAAAUACAAAAAUUAGCCAGGCUCGUGGCACACACCUAUAAACCCAGCUACUCAGGAGGCUUGAGGCGGGAGGAUCACUUGAGCCCAGGGAGGCAGAGGUUGCUGUAAGUUGAGAUCGCCACUGCACUCCAGCCUGGGAAAUAGAGUGAGCAAGACUCAGUGCCCCCUACCCACCCACUCCACACCACCAAAAAAAAAAAAAAAAAAAAAAGGAAGACAAAGUCCUGAUGGGAUGAUGAUGGCUAUAUGGCUAUGCUGUGUCCAUAUAUACUUACAGAAAUAUUUCAGACAUAUGGAUUUAUAGUUAAAUCUGUGUUUUUCCUUCCCUUGGAUUUGAUUAAUUUUAAUGAAAAACUUAAUUCUGACUUCUCAAGCCAAUUAAAAUGAAAAUGGAAUUUAUUGAAA
Messenger RNA from Homo sapiens (human), 2618 nucleotides. RefSeq names its product TNFAIP3 interacting protein 3 (gene TNIP3). The record is from RefSeq and is a predicted model, not a curated record. The transcript is spliced from 15 exons. Lineage: Eukaryota; Metazoa; Chordata; Mammalia; Primates; Hominidae. Gene Ontology annotation, biological process: regulation of canonical NF-kappaB signal transduction. Gene Ontology annotation, cellular component: cytoplasm. Bases 97 to 1395 code for a protein of 432 amino acids.